UUGCCUUGAAUCUUCCUGUGGUCAGAAACUCGUUUUCUCUCUUUUGCUCUUUAGAUUCCACAAGGAACAAGAGCUCAGAACUAAAUGUUGGGGAAUCACUCUAGUGCCACUGAAUUUUAUCUCCUUGGCUUCCCUGGCUCCCGAGAACUACAUCAUAUUCUCUUUGCUAUCUUCUUCUUCUUCUACUCAGUGACAUUAAUGGGCAACAUGGUCAUCAUUGUGAUUGUCUGUGUGGACAGACGUCUGCAGUCCCCCAUGUAUUUCUUCCUUGGUCAUCUCUCUGCCUUGGAGAUCUUGGUUACCACUAAUAUCGUGCCCAUGAUGCUUUGGGGGCUGCUACUCCCUGGGAUGCAGACAGUAUCUCUGGCUGCAUGUGUCACCCAGCUCUUCCUGUACCUUUCUUUGGGGACCACAGAGUUUGCAUUACUGGGAGCGAUGGCUGUGGACCGUUACGUGGCUGUCUGUAACCCUCUGAGGUACGACAUCAUUAUGAACAGCCACACCUGCAUCUGGGUGGUCAUUAUGUCAUGGGUGUUUGGGUUCCUUUUUCAAAUCUGGCCAGUUUAUGCCACAUUUCAGCUUACCUUCUGCAAAUCAAAUGUGGUGAACAAUUUCUUCUGUGACCGAGGGCAAUUGCUCAAACUGUCCUGCAACAAUACCCUUUUUAUAGAGUUCAUCCUGUUCUUAAUGGCUGUUUUUGUUCUUUUUGGUUCUCUUAUCCCUACAAUCAUCUCGUACAGCUAUAUCAUCUCCACAAUCCUCAAGAUCCCCUCAGCCUCUGGCCGGAGGAAAGCCUUCUCUACAUGUGCCUCUCACUUCACAUGUGUCGUGAUUGGGUACGGCAGUUGCUUGUUCCUCUAUGUGAAACCCAAGCAAACUCAAGCAGCUGAUUACAAUAGGGUGGUGUCCUUGAUGGUUUCAGUAGUUACUCCUUUCCUCAAUCCCUUCAUCUUCACCCUCCGAAAUGACAAAGUCAUAGAAGCCCUUCGGGACGGAGCAAAGCACUGGUGUCAACUAUUCAGGAAUUAGUCUUGUCUUAAUUAUUAUGGAUUUUAUAAUGCUCUGAAAAAAACAUACUCCUCUUUGAUCUGCAUCAUAACCAUCAUCAAAUAUUCUGUGUGCAACAAAA
Messenger RNA from Lynx canadensis (Canada lynx), 1129 nucleotides. RefSeq names its product olfactory receptor 9A4. Gene Ontology annotation, cellular component: membrane. The record is from RefSeq and is a predicted model, not a curated record. Gene Ontology annotation, molecular function: olfactory receptor activity; G protein-coupled receptor activity. The coding region runs from base 85 to 1029 and encodes 314 amino acids. Lineage: Eukaryota; Metazoa; Chordata; Mammalia; Carnivora; Felidae. Gene Ontology annotation, biological process: G protein-coupled receptor signaling pathway. The transcript has a single exon.